This is a messenger RNA of Caenorhabditis elegans, 508 nucleotides long. It is a transcript of the gene lmtr-2, whose product is annotated as Ragulator complex protein LAMTOR2 homolog. The coding region runs from base 1 to 375 and encodes 124 amino acids. The transcript has 2 exons. Gene Ontology annotation, molecular function: molecular adaptor activity; guanyl-nucleotide exchange factor activity. Lineage: Eukaryota; Metazoa; Nematoda; Chromadorea; Rhabditida; Rhabditidae. Gene Ontology annotation, cellular component: vacuolar membrane. Gene Ontology annotation, biological process: positive regulation of TOR signaling; positive regulation of intracellular signal transduction. The record is from RefSeq and is marked reviewed.
AUGCUGAAACAGAAAGCGCUGGUUGAUGUUCUCGGACAGGUGAACACAAGCGGUGUUGAUGGUUCGUGGCUUUUCAAUAAGGAAGGAUUGCUCCUUGCCUACGUCGGAAGCGAACAGAAAGCCGUUGCAUCAAACGUCUCAUCUGCACUUAUAGCCAGUGUCUGGGCUGCUCUCGAGAGAAGAGCCAACGAUCUGAAAGAAACUAUUCUCGUUCUGGAGAAUGGAGUAAUUGGUUGCACACUCGUCGCUCGUACAAUGCUUCUGGCAGUCAAGGCCGACAAGAGUGCCGAUUUGGGAAUGGUCCGCGCUAAGCUUCAUACACUGGCCGCCUACCUCGAGCAGCCGAUUCUUUCAAUUUCUCACGAUUUGGGAUGAUCGAUGUAUUAUCUUAUAUUUCUAUCGGGUCUCAUUCAUCCCAUCCAAAUUCCAUUUUAUUUUUUUCCAAUUUACUAACAAUGAAUAGAUCAUUUCACGCCAUUCUUGUUUUUUUUAAGAACUUUUAAAAUAU